This is a messenger RNA of Dufourea novaeangliae, 3155 nucleotides long. RefSeq names its product Hermansky-Pudlak syndrome 5 protein homolog (gene pink). Gene Ontology annotation, biological process: developmental pigmentation. Gene Ontology annotation, cellular component: cytoplasm. The coding region runs from base 150 to 2954 and encodes 934 amino acids. The transcript has 6 exons. Gene Ontology annotation, molecular function: protein binding. NCBI's taxonomy places the organism in Eukaryota, Metazoa, Arthropoda, Insecta, Hymenoptera, Halictidae. The record is from RefSeq and is a predicted model, not a curated record.
CAUGCAGUACAGAGUUUUAACUGAAUAUAUAUAUAUGUCAAUAUAUGUCAAAAUUCAUCAGUGGAACUUAUCACGUUUAACCUUCGUUCGCGCGCAUUUACUGUAACCGUUUUCUGUUGUGUCGUUCACGCACGAGAUUUCGGCAGACUAUGCAGGACUUUCCCUGUGUUUUAUCAGAACACGAGGAAAUAAAUUCUCUUCUUUACAGGCCUAUCAAUUCCACCCAACGAAUCAAGUACACAUGCUUCAACACUUCUGCCAAUUAUAUCAUAUUAGGUUCCACCAGUGGCAGUAUCUACUUGUUUUCAAGAGAGCCAUGUUCUUUUCUGCAAUUAAUACCAUUAUCGGAAGGAGCAGUUUCUCGGGUUCUAAUAUCACCUGAUGAAAAAACAAUUGCACUAGCAACAGCACGUGGAGCGGUUUGUCUAAUGGCUUUAAAGCCUAUACCAAAACUGUUAGCUGUAUCAACAGAGCAUGUGAACGACCAAGUUAACUGUCUCUGUUGGAAUAAUAAUAGCUCUGAAGUAUAUGCUGGAGAUUGCAAUGGUAAAAUUUCAGUCAUGGUGUUAUCCAUUUUUACGGUGAAUGGAAUGUUUCAAGGACCAGUCUGCGUCUUAAUGAAUUUGGAUUCAGCUGUUGUGCAAAUCAAUUUCUCUUCACCUUUAUUAUUAGUAUCGACCUUAACGCGUUGUUACAUAUGCGACACGGUUCAAGAACAAUACAAACAAGUGGGGAAUAAAGUACGGAAUGGAGAAUUCGGAGCUUGUUUCUACAAAACAUACCUUACUGAGAAUAAGACUACUUCGGUCGUGCAAAAGGAGGAGAAGCUAGUCAAUAGAAAACGUUCUUUCAAUUUCAUUCCUGAGGGGAACAGUAAUGUACAAGAAGAGAAUUUUCCGCAAAUUUUUUGCGCUCGGCCAGGUUCAAGACUCUGGGAAGUAUCAUCGAAUGGAGUUGUAAUGAAGACUCAUCAGUUUAAAGAUGCGCUGGCUGUUCCACCUGUAACAAUAUGCAAAAGAAAUGCUAGCAAAUCCAUAUAUCAAAAGAAAAUGGAACAAACCUGGACACCGCAGUCGAUUAAUUUUUCCCAUUUAUUCAUAAUCGCGAAAAAGUAUUUAUUUUCAUACACAUCCGGUGGCUUAUACAUAGUUGAUCCUGUGACUGCGACCGUCGUACUAUGGAACAACGAAUUUUCAAAUAUAAGUAUGGCAGAAACGGUGAAAAACAGAAUAUAUUUAAUGACGUCUGAUGGAGAAUUUCAUUGCUUAACUUUUUCGUUCUUAGACUCUUUAAUAUUACGAUUGUACAAUAGGAAAAAGUAUUGCGAGUGUUUAGAACUGUGUCUGUUGUAUAAAGGACAGCUGAAGAAGUUAGUAAAUGGCAUGGAGAUUAGUAACAUAUGUGAUGUGGAGAACGAAGUACAGAUACUCAGGGAUGACGAAUUGUCAACGUUGUUACAUCCUUUAACGCUCCUUCUGGAAUCCAAUUCUAAGACGAGCCCAAUAAAAUUAGAUUCAGGUAUCGUUGUUGUGAAUUCCGGAAGCUCUGUUUCGAACGAGGACGAAACUUUCAGGCACAUGUCUGCAUCUCAUUGUACCCCGCAAAACAUUGAAAAUUUUUAUGACUCUGAGUUCUCGGAAAACAUUAAUAUGUUGGAUCAUCCGCCAGUCGAUUUUAGCGAGGACAUUAACAGAACUGAAGACGUAAACUGUAACGCAGCGAAUAAAGUAGAAAAUAAUGAGGAAGCAUCAAAUAACAAAGAAGAAGUAGAUCCAAAGAAAAGUGCAAUGCAAACAAUACAAGCAGAUUUAGAAGCUAUAUAUGCAUUAGUUGGAAAUAUUAGACUUUCUAUGAGCGAAGGGGAAUUAGAAACAAUAAUAUCAAAUAUAGACUGGAGAAUGAAUGUAAUUAAAGACUCCUACGAAAGUUUAACUGACUUGAAGAGCUUUUUGUACGAAAUAUUGAGAAGCGCGGAAUUAUAUUACUUUAACACGCUAUUGGAGAACACUUCCAUACAAUUACUUCAAUCGACUGAUAAUAUACAAAUUAUAACACAAAUAACAAAAGCUUUUGUUAAUAUAAACGCACAGAGCUGCAAGAGGUGUACCUGUGGUAGUCCAUGCUCAACAAUUGAAUUAGUAGAACCAAAGUUCCUGACAAUUGGUAGAUCUCUUCUUAAAAAAUUUGUAAAUGAAAACAAAGAACAGUGUAUAGGUUUAUGUAAUAGAGUACCUUACAUGUGGCGAGAAUAUUUACCGAUGUGUGUAGAGGAACAGGGUGUAUUCAUAAACGAUUCACUAUGUCAGUGCCUUCAGAUUAGAGACAGCAUAGCACUUUCCAUACUUUUACCUCUAUUAGAUGGAAAACACUGGAAUCUUUUGGCGACAUAUCUGAAGCAAAUGCAGGAAGGACAGUGUCUAUUCUGUGGCAAGUCUAUAAAAAACGGAAACAACGAAACCGUCGAGUUAAUACAAUGGCAUGCUGUGAUACAUGAAAUUAUGAAGAAGCAGGGACCUGAUUUCACCAUGGCACUAUUAGUAAAAUUAGAGAAAGCUGUACCAAACAUUUUCAUCGAUAAAAGUAUAUUUCAGUCGCUUGUAUUUACAAAAAUCUUGUAUCAGCAUGGGAUGAAACGUACCAUUAGUUUCAAUAAGAAUAGUCUCGAGUCAUCUGAAUAUAAUACAAUGUGUUCUGCGAAGGUCCGCGAUGAAUUGGCAGAAGUUCUUGAGAAAGAUUUAGGUAGACCAAUUAGUAAAGACAUUUUUGCCAAUGGAGCUCAUCAUUGGGGAAUGCAUUAUCAAUAUAAAUUUUCUACCUGUCCUUGCUGCACUUUAUCCCUUCAAACGCCGGUUUUGUUAGGUAACAAUGGAAUCGCGAUAUUUGGUUGUGGUCAUGCUUAUCAUGUGAACUGUAUGAUUGAGAAAAAACUCACAACGUGUAAUCUUCAUUCUUAAAUGUACCUAUAGAACGAAUAAAAAUAUCUCGUAAGAGAACGCAUUAAUGUGUAGGCAUAAUACAUCAUUUUUAAAGAAACUACACGUUGCUUAUAUUGUGAUGAAAAUACAAUUUUGUUAUACGCGAUUUCGCAGAACACUCGAGCAGUUAAGUUUCAUAAGUGUACAUAGAAAUUUAUUGUCUCAAUACAGAUCUUUAUU